UCUCUUCCUCUCCCUCUUCUUCUUUCGACGGCUGCACGUAUUCUUAUGGAGUCGCAUCGCGCACUGGAAAGGCCCCCAUCACUCCCGUGUGGGGCUGAAAUUAUUCAGACACUUUCAUAUCGGAGACUUUCGUAAAUAUUCUUCUCAAUUUGGUUUAUUUUUAAGAAAUCGGACCAAGUACACGUUUCAUCCAUACCUUCGAGGGUGGUUUUUCCCCCUCGAACUCAAAUUUUAGCCAAUGGAAAAAAAGACACCUCUAGUAGCGUAGAAUCGAACGAUACUCUUUGGAAGGUUUUUAUUUAGCCUUUUCGUUGGUUCGCUCAGCGACGCUCGCCGUUACGCUGAUUAUGCGAUCGACAACCUCGACGUACUCGCGCCGUAAUCGGCACAAAAGAUUGGACGAUAGGAAAACAGAGGGCACGAGGGAGAAAGAGGGCGAAAGAAAAGGCGUGUUCGCGCGUAUAAAGCUCAAUCCGAACGACACACCUGUUGAACAUUCCUUUGCAAAUACCCGCGCGUCGACUACGUGCGUUACAUACGAAGUUGCAUACGGACGCAGCUGUGCUUGGCUCGCCUUGGACAAGAGCUCGUCACGAGAAACCUCAUCUGUUCGGCGAAUUCCAUGGAAAUAAGUUUCCAUCGAUUGUCUUUAGACGAUCUCGGGCCUUGACUCCGUUCUGUGAAAUUUUCCUGUUCGACUCCGGAACGGACAGAGUCUCGCAAUUUUCCACGCCGUGACGACCGUUCGACGGUUAGCUUAAUCGAAGAAAUCAGGACAGAUCGCGAGUCCAUCGGAACGAUUCAAUGUUCGAAUCUUUCAUGGAAGCGUUAGUCGCGCAUCGUUAGCCGAAUACAAAAAUAUCGCGAGCAGUCCAAACGCUAAAAGAAAGCAGACAGUGGCCGCGCAGCCAACAGGACGAUAUAAUGAACUCUGUUUCGUAACGAAAGUUUCAAUUUUAUCGAUCACGAGCUUAACGACCGACGUCAUUCGAUUUGUCUCUUUCUUUGUCAAAUUCUAUUCUUAUAAAUGGUUCAAGGUCAGCCGCCGUAAAGCUUACUCUCGUCCAAUUGUAUCAGUUGUUUUCUCCACUCUGUAACACACGCGGCAGCGAAUAAAAGCGUGUCGCCGCGAUGGUAAUCGCCCUCGUGUUCUCGAUCAAAUUAACCAACGAAUAACUCGGUUCGCCGGUGAUUCGUUAGCCGAAUUCUCGGAACUCCGGUUGCUCCGAAACAUGGAAAUCCCCCAGGAUCGAUCGCGUGGAACGUUUCGAUCGACAAACGAUCGGUGCCCGGGACAGUUUAUCGGAAUUGCUUAACGUUUAAUCGUCGUUCGCCGUCGGCGUAGGUUAAUAGGACUGUUCUUAUGUAAUUAACGCGAACGAUUGACGUCACUGGCUCUUCUAUUUAUGUUACCUCUCUUCGAGAACCGACGAAUCACGGCGUAAGCAUUUCAGUUUUUCCAUCCUGUCGAUCGAUUCGUCGUAUCCCAGUUGUUUCCACGAAAACGAAUGACGCCAGAAACGUACCCUCUUUUUGCUACGGCGUGCUCGGCCGACGAUGACUUUCAUCCGAACACGGCUGCAGGUUGCCGGUACCUCGCGAUCGAACCGUCCAGAACAGUCAUCGUUAAUCCUCGGAGGAAGUUAGUUUAGGAGCUACCGUAUAGAACGCAACAUUUUUGACUAUGCAUCGACAACAGAGGCUUCGAUCGCCAUCGUCGUCUCCUUCGUCGUUAUCGUUGCCAUUCUCAGCGUCUCGGUCUUCCAUCUCGACCGUGUCGCUGUCGUCGGCGUCGACGUCCACGACCACGCCAAUCCCGACGCUGACGACGAAGGCGACGUCACCGUCGUCGUCCAACGGCCUGUCGUCGUCGGCGACGUGGUCGACGUCGAACCUAUCGCCGUACACCUGGAGCGUGCAGCAGACCUCAUGCUCGAGGCUAUCGUCGUUGUCGGGCGAAUCAUCCAUCGCAUCAUCCGUGUCGAUACCCUGCCCGAGACUCGUCUCCGUGUUGGCUUGGUCGGUGACGCUGUUACUCGUGUCUUCGUGUAUCGGUCUAACGGACGCUGGAAUCCUGAACGGGCAUCCUUUGGGUAAAAGGUCCUUCAUCGAUAUCCAAUGUAAGGGUAUAUACGACAAGAGCAUCUUCGCCCGGCUGGAUCGUAUCUGCGAGGAUUGUUACAACCUGUUCCGAGAACCUCAGCUGCAUCAACUGUGCAGGAAAAACUGCUUCACGUCAGACUACUUCAAAGGAUGCUUAGACGUGCUACUGCUGCAGGACGAAGUAGAGAAGAUCCAAACAUGGAUCAAGCAACUUCACGGAGCGGAUCCUGGGGUUUAGGCAAAACUGCUUUGGUACGCAAUACUUCACAAGCUGUAUUCAAGCGUUGCUGCUCGAGGACGAGAAGGAAAAGUUCCAGGAGAUGGUCGAGUACCUAGGCCGCAAGAAAUAAGAGGAAAAGAGUACAGACGCGCUUUCAUCGCGAAGGGUCCGUUUACGACAUCCAGCGAUGAACGAUUUUAACGAGGUCGACGAAGAACAGUGGGAAACGAGAAGCCAGCGACUUCCAGAUCACAAUCGCGACGAUUGUACGCAGAAUAUCGCAGAUCCCAGACAUUCGUUCACGAUACAUCCUUCGCGACGUCCGUAACACCGAGAACACUCCUGAACUGGGGAUUCGGAGCACGCUGCAACACAAUCAUACCUCCUCUUUUCUUUUUCGAUACGACUGAACGCAACGACGAAGACUAUGUCGGCGAUCAACUAAAUCAACGACCGCGAAUAUCCUUUUCCUGGUCCAAGUUCACAUAGUAGAUAAACAAGUUGGAUAGGAAAAAAUUCGUAAAAUUGAAAUUAAACUUGUUCGUCUGCUCCUGAGUCUGUUCUUACUUGAAAAAGAAACAGCUAAACCGGUAUUUAUCUAAACAACAAUUUUACACAUCUCGCGAUCAAUCAUGUCGUCGAUCAUCGUCUUCGUCGUUUUCGUUCCCGCAAAAAGGUUGUACAACAAAAUAAUGAAAACGGAGCGGUAUGUGCGAAUCGUACGUGCGAUGAACCCAUACGAAUCUAGUCGACAGAAUAUUUGCGCUCGCGUAUUGCGCCAUGUUUUUAUCCAAGUAAUUAUUAAUUAAUUAUUUAUGUUGAGCAUCGUCGUUCGUUAUUGCGACGAUUAUUAUUUUUUAUUUUCUUUUAUAUCGAUAUACUUCCUUAGCAAAAAUCAACGAUCGUACACGUUACUUAUGCAGGAUAUGUUUUUUCGAUAAGUAAAGUACAUAGCUUAGAGAGAGAGAGAGAGAGAGAGAGAGAGA
This is a messenger RNA of Hylaeus anthracinus, 3309 nucleotides long. RefSeq names its product ion transport peptide-like (gene ITP). Gene Ontology annotation, biological process: circadian rhythm. Gene Ontology annotation, cellular component: extracellular region. NCBI's taxonomy places the organism in Eukaryota, Metazoa, Arthropoda, Insecta, Hymenoptera, Colletidae. The coding region runs from base 1685 to 2341 and encodes 218 amino acids. The transcript is spliced from 4 exons. Gene Ontology annotation, molecular function: neuropeptide hormone activity. The record is from RefSeq and is a predicted model, not a curated record.